Molecule: messenger RNA, 1317 nt
Organism: Sugiyamaella lignohabitans
Lineage: Eukaryota; Fungi; Ascomycota; Dipodascomycetes; Dipodascales; Trichomonascaceae
Gene: RPT1
Product: proteasome regulatory particle base subunit RPT1
Exons: 1
Coding region: 1-1317 (438 amino acids)
Biological process (GO): proteasome-mediated ubiquitin-dependent protein catabolic process
Cellular component (GO): proteasome regulatory particle, base subcomplex
Molecular function (GO): ATP hydrolysis activity; proteasome-activating activity; ATP binding
Source: RefSeq, a predicted model, not a curated record
AUGCCACCAAAAGCUGACUGGGAGAAGUACAAGGCGCCAAUUGAUGGCGACGACGAAAAGCCUGAAGAGAACAUUGUGCCACUGUCCGAGGGCGACAUCCAGGUACUCAAAACAUACGGUGCUGCUCCAUAUGGUUCGGCAUUGAAGGUGAUUGAGAAAGAUAUUAAAGAUAUUCAGGGACGAAUCAAUGAAAAAGUUGGCGUCAAAGAGUCGGACACCGGUCUGGCAGCUCCACAUCUAUGGGAUAUCAUGGCUGACAAACAGACUAUAUCACAGGAACAACCAUUACAAGUAGCCAGAUGUACAAAGAUCAUUCAGUCGCCCGAGGACCCUGAAAAGGCCAAAUAUGUCAUUAAUGUCAAACAAAUCGCAAAAUUCGUUGUCAGCUUGGGCGACCAGGUCUCACCCACUGAUAUUGAAGAGGGCAUGAGAGUCGGUGUGGAGCGUAAUAAAUACCAGAUUAUGUUGCCACUACCACCGCGUAUUGAUCCAUCUGUUACAAUGAUGACUGUCGAAGAGAAACCCGAUGUCACUUAUGGAGAUAUUGGUGGAAGCAAAGAACAGAUUGAAAAGCUUCGUGAGGUCGUAGAGCUGCCUCUGUUAUCUCCUGAAAGAUUCGCUAAUCUUGGUAUCGAUCCUCCUAAGGGUAUUUUAUUAUAUGGACCUCCUGGUACUGGUAAGACGCUGUGUGCGCGAGCCGCGGCAAACAGAACCGAUGCUACUUUUAUUCGUGUUAUCGGUUCUGAGCUUGUCCAGAAAUAUGUCGGUGAGGGUGCAAGAAUGAUCAGAGAACUGUUUGAAAUGGCCAGAACUAAAAAAGCAUGCAUUAUCUUCUUUGACGAAAUCGAUGCCAUUGGAGGUGCGCGUUUUGAUGAUGGUGCUGGUGGUGAUAACGAAGUGCAAAGAACCAUGUUGGAGCUGAUUACUCAAUUAGACGGUUUCGAUCCCCGUGGUAACAUUAAAGUCAUGUUUGCCACCAAUCGUCCCAACACUUUGGACCCUGCUUUACUAAGACCCGGUCGUAUCGAUCGUAAGGUCGAGUUCAGCCUGCCCGAUAUUGAGGGCCGUGCCAACAUUUUCAGAAUCCACUCUAAGAGCAUGUCCGUUGAUCGUGAUAUCCGAUGGGAGCUGAUUUCUAGACUGUGUCCUAACUCGACCGGUGCUGAACUGCGUUCCGUAUGUACUGAGGCCGGUAUGUUCGCCAUUCGUGCCAGAAGAAAGGUCGCUACUGAAAAGGAUUUCCUCGCGGCCGUCGACAAGGUCAUCAAGGGUAACCUCAAGUUCAGCAGUACCUCACAGUACAUGCAAUAUAACUAA